AUGGGUAAAAGUCAUUCGAAAACUACAUUUAAUCAAUGGGAUUUAGAUCGAUUCAGCAAUGUUACUGGUAUUCCACGUGCAACUGUUGAACGACUCUACCAAGAAUUCGUUGCUACAACUGGAAAAGAUAAUCGCAUGGACAAGAAGGAAUUCCGUCGUUUGUAUAAAGAAUUAUACAUCAAUGCGAAAACCGGUCCAAGCGUGCCAGCAGUCAUCACCGAUCAUGAUUUAGACAAAAUUUCCGAUCGAGUUUUCAAAGCAUUCGAUGCUGAUGGAACAGGCAAAUUGACAUUCGAAGAAUUUGUAAAUGCAUAUUUAUUACUCAGCCGAAAUGAAUCAAACAACGCUGUAACAACUCGUGAUCGAUUUAGUUACAUUUUAGAUCAUAAUAAUCCAACACCAGGUUACAUUACUCGUGAACAGGGUGAAGAUGUACUCAAUCAUUUGAAUCGUUAUUACACUUUGCAAGACACAGCAAAAACGACUUCAACAACAACAACAACACCAGCUGACGGAACUAAACCAGUGACAACAACUUGGGAACAACAUUGGACGAAACUCGAUGAUGGCACUGGCCGUGUUCCACAAGAAAAAUUCGUCGAAUAUGUCACCACUUCCGAUGAUUACAAGAAUCACAUCGAUCGUGCUGUUCUCUAA
Messenger RNA from Adineta ricciae, 657 nucleotides. NCBI's taxonomy places the organism in Eukaryota, Metazoa, Rotifera, Eurotatoria, Adinetida, Adinetidae. The record is from the annotation of a GenBank genome assembly.